GUUUAAGAACCCAUUGCGCUCUUCCCACCUUUUUUUAUAUACAAAUAAUAUCAAAUUUACAGCUUGACGUUAAACGUAUACACUAAACUACAAGAACGUAAUGAGAUUUGAUAUACUUUUUAAUACUAAAUUUAUGUAUGUAUGUAUGAAUGUAUAUGUAUUAAACGCGUAUUUAAGGAUAAUACAUGCUUGCUUGCAAGCUUGCAUUCACAGAUUACGGAAUAUUGUUAGAAUGUAUUAUAUAUCCCACAUACAUUUAAACAAACACAUACACUCAACAAUAGCAAAGACAAGCACACUGACUCAGCGAUCAUGACGACUAUGAAGGCUUGUAUUCGCGAUUCACGCGGACCCGAUGGACUCACACGCUUUGGCGAUCUACCCAAACCAACGGCCUCGAAAGGCUACGUGGUCGUCAAAGUGAUGGCUGCAUGCUGCAACCCGGUAGACUACAAACUGCCCCAUUUCAUUAUGGGAGGUAUUCCUAUGGGCUUUGAUGUGGCUGGUAUCGUGGAAACCUCUGAGUCCCCUCUUUACAAACCUGGAGAUCAGGUAUUUGGCAAUACCAAGUCAGCUAUUGCAGAAUACUCUCUUUGCGAUGCGACGCACUUGGCUAAAAAGCCCGCAUAUCUUACCUGGGCCCAGGCAGCGGCCAUGCCGCUUGCGUUUGUGACUUCUUAUCAGGCAUACAAGAACUACUGCGAUUUCGAUUUGAAAGACAAGACAGUGCUUGUUAUCGGAGCGUCAGGUGGUUGUGGCUCGGCCGGCGUGAUUCUGGCUAAACACAUGGGUGCCAAGGAUGUGGUGGGUGUGUGCAGUGGGAAGAACGCCGAUUUUGUGCGGGGACUGGGAGCUACGGACAUCUGUGACUACAAAUCAGAAAAUAUAUUAGACAAGUACGGGGCGAAGCAUUUUGAUGUGGUGUACGAUUGUGCCUCGUCGUCUGGCGGCGGUGAGAAUUACUUUGAGGAGUCGUUUAAAGUGCUGAAGGAUGAAGGUCAGAUCGUGGCUCUUAAUGGUCCUCCGACUUCGUGGGUUCGAAAGUUCAUACGUUGGGAAGCAAAAGGCAUGAAACUCUUACUCACGGACAACACUGACGCGAAAACAACGCUCGAAAAUAUUUUUCAGAUAUGCGGACCUGGUCUAAAACCACCUGUGCACGACCCAGUGUAUAGCUUUGAUCAAGAGGGGUUAACGGCUGGAUACAAGAUGUUGCAAUCGAGGCGCGCACAAGGAAAAGUGGCAUUCAACGUUGGUGGCUGGUAGAACAUAGAACAGUUUGCAAUGAAUGUUGACAUAUCUCUCUCUCUCUGUGUAUGUGGUACAGUGGUGUGGCUAGAGGUAAUUCAAUCAUGAUUACUUCUGUUGUCUUUGCGUCGCAUAGUGCACUGUAGCUUACUGACAACAGUGCAUAAGUCGAGGUGUGCAUGCAUUAAAUUUCUAAUCAGAUAUUGGUAUAGGACGGAAGUACACGGGAUAGUUCACAUUCAUUCUCGCGAGAUAUCGAUUAAUUGAUCGCGCCAUGAUAUAAUAGUUUGUUUAUGCACGAUGUGAUAGUGGUCUGGAAAUACAUUGAUGUAUACGCGGCAUGGAUGCGAUCACGCCUUAGCAUAUUUGUUUGCCUAGUGUGGUGUCGCUUUGAUCCGCGUGCCAAUAUUGUUUUCAGAUUCGUUCGUAUUUUGAAAAGUUUAUAGAGCCAACACGUAGCAAUAAAUAUAACACAUACAGACAAAAUGUCCUGCUACGUACUUUAUUUAAAUUCACGAUGCUAUAAGCGGGCGCACGGAAUGCAGUUAAAACGAGUUUCGUCGAACGCGUCAGUCAGUCAGUGGCAUAUUUAAAUAAAAGACCGAAUCAUGUGG
Molecule: messenger RNA, 1862 nt
Organism: Sphaeroforma arctica JP610
Lineage: Eukaryota; Ichthyosporea; Ichthyophonida
Exons: 2
Coding region: 313-1266 (317 amino acids)
Molecular function (GO): oxidoreductase activity
Source: RefSeq, a predicted model, not a curated record